CUUGCUUGCUUUGCUGGUCAACGAGCACGCACAGCUCCUUCUGUUCCUCAUGGCCUUCUCCUCCAUCCUCCCCCUCCUCGUAGCCGCCGCGCUCGUCCUCCGGCUUGCCGCCGCGGCGCCGCAGGAGCAUCUCGUCACGCGCCUCCCGGGCUUCCACGGCGGCGCCAGCAACUUCCCCUCCAGGCACUACGCCGGGUACGUGACGGUGGACGAGGCCAGCGAGCGGAGCCUCUUCUACUACCUCGUGCUCUCGGAGCGCGACCCCGCCGCCGACCCCGUCGUGCUCUGGCUCAACGGCGGGCCUGGCUGCUCCAGCUUCGACGGCUUCGUCUACGAGAACGGGCCCUUCAACUUCGAGCCCGGCCGGAGGAGCACGAGCACGCCGCCGGGCGGCCUGCCCAGGCUGCGCCUCAACCCCUACAGCUGGUCAAAGGUCUCAAACAUCAUGUACCUGGACUCUCCUGCUGGUGUUGGGAUGUCAUACUCGUUGAACAAAUCGAAUUACAUGACUGGAGACCUGAAAACUGCAGCUGAUGCACACAAGUUCCUUUUAAAGUGGUUUGAGCUGUACCCCGAGUUUCAGUCGAACCCCUUCUACAUUUCAGGGGAGUCAUAUGCAGGGUAUUAUAUCCCCACACUCACAGAAGAAGUUGUCAAAGGGAUCGAGAAAGGUGUGGAGCCAAGGAUCAAUUUCAAGGGCUAUCUGAUAGGCAAUGGAGCAACUGAUGUGAACUAUGAUUACAAUGCCUUUGUGCCAUUUGCACAUGGGAUGGGCCUCAUCACAACUGACAUGUACGAGGAUGUCAAAGCUACAUGUGGCGGUACAUUCUGGGGUAAGGUAGAUGAUCUGUGCCAAGAGAACAUAGAGAGAGUACAUUGGGAACUAAAAGACCUGAACAAGUACAACAUCCUUGCACCAUGCUACCACCAUCCUGAGAUGCAAGAGGUUGAGUUCAUCAACAGCAGCUUGCCAUUGAGUUUCACAAGGCUGGGAGAGACUGAGAGACCAUUUCCAGUGAGGAAGCGAAUGGCAGGUCGUUCUUGGCCCCUCCGUACUGCUGUUAGGGAUGGGCACAUUCCGAUGUGGCCAGGACUGGGUGGCAGAUCACUUCCCUGCACGAGUGAUGAACUUGCUACUCUAUGGCUAGACGAUGAAGGUGUGAGAGCUGCAAUUCAUGCCAAACCGAAAAGCUUAAUUGGAUCAUGGGAACUGUAUACUGCAAGAAUAGACUACACUCAUGAUACUGGAACAAUGCAGAGCUACCACAAGAAGUUCACUGCGAUGGGGUAUCGGGUGCUAAUUUACAGUGGAGACCAUGAUCUUUGUGUUCCUUUCACUGGAACGGAAGCAUGGGUAAAAUCAAUAGGCUACCAAGUUGUUGAUAGGUGGCGGCCAUGGUACUUCGGAGAGCAAGUUGCUGAGUAUACACAAGGUUAUGAGCAUAAUCUAACCUUCCUCACAAUAAAGGGAGCCGGCCACGCUGUCCCUGAGUACAAACCCAAGGAAGCGCUCGCCUUUUACAGUCGCUGGCUAGCAGGAAAAAAAGAUCUAAGGCAAUCGGGACAUAUUAUGGCAGAAUUUACAAUUUAUCAAUUUUUUCAUCGAGUUCGAAUUCAAAUGCACGUCUCCGAUGAACUACUGUUUUUGCUCCUUUCUAUACAGCUGAAGAGAUGCUUUUCAUGGAGAUAACACAGUUGAGCCAUACUACUACCAAAAUAAUUUUAUAGUCACAUAUGUUUUUAUGA
Panicum virgatum (switchgrass) is the source of this 1746-nucleotide messenger RNA. Its product is annotated as serine carboxypeptidase 1-like. Gene Ontology annotation, molecular function: acyltransferase activity, transferring groups other than amino-acyl groups; serine-type carboxypeptidase activity. The record is from RefSeq and is a predicted model, not a curated record. Bases 50 to 1690 code for a protein of 546 amino acids. The transcript is spliced from 12 exons. Gene Ontology annotation, biological process: secondary metabolic process; proteolysis. Lineage: Eukaryota; Viridiplantae; Streptophyta; Magnoliopsida; Poales; Poaceae.